GCAAGCUGCAAUUGAGCGACCGGAGAACCGAGCGCGAGCGAACCCCCAACCGGAGCGACCGGGAGGCAGACGCGUACGCAGCGAGUCCCUGCCGCACCAAGGUCCACGCUGAGCUGGAAGCAAACGAUGCAAGCGCUGCUCACUACCGCCCAAUAGCCCACACUACCCGCGAGUGGAAAACUACGGUAAACGUGAUUUACAGACGGGAACAGCACGGAGAGAAGGCGCACGGACGGACCGACUGACCAGCAGCAAUCCACACCACGCCUGAAGAAACCAGCGCGCUGUCUGCCGUGUCUCACCGAGUGAUUUAAAUGCUUUAGCGGAUCGUGAGGGCGAGAGGCUGCCCAGAGAGCCACAGAGAGAUAGCGGGCACACGAGGAGGAAAUUACGCACAGAAAGACAGCGGGAUUUGCCAGAGAUUUGCGUUAACGCUCAAGUUAAAGUGAUUAAUUGGUAUUUUUCCCCGUGGACCCCGGUACCGCUAAGGCUAUCAAGCUGUGUUCUCUAACCAUGGGAUGUACCCUGAGCGCAGAGGAGAGGGCGGCUCUGGACCGGAGCAAAGCCAUCGAGAAAAACCUGAAGGAGGACGGUCUGACCGCGGCCAAAGAUGUCAAACUGCUGCUGCUCGGGGCUGGAGAGUCAGGGAAAAGCACCAUCGUCAAACAGAUGAAGAUCAUUCAUGAGGAUGGUUUCUCCGGUGAUGACGUGAAGCAGUACAAGCCAGUCGUGUACAGCAACACCAUCCAAUCGCUCGCCGCCAUCGUCCGUGCCAUGGAUACACUGGGUCUUGAGUACGGGGACAAAGAACGCAAGGCGGAUGCGAAGAUGGUGUGUGAUGUGGUCAGUCGUAUGGAGGACACAGAGCCGUACUCUGCGGAGCUGCUGUCCGCCAUGAUGCGUCUGUGGGCAGACUCGGGCAUCCAGGAGUGCUUCAGCCGUGCCCGCGAGUACCAGCUCAACGACUCCGCGCAGUACUACCUAGACAGUCUAGAUCGAAUUGGAGCGGCCGAUUACCAGCCCACAGAGCAGGACAUCCUGAGGACCCGAGUCAAGACCACAGGAAUCGUCGAGACACACUUUACCUUCAAAAACCUCCACUUCAGGCUGUUUGACGUGGGAGGUCAGAGGUCAGAGAGGAAGAAGUGGAUCCACUGUUUUGAGGAUGUGACAGCCAUUAUUUUCUGUGUGGCGCUCAGUGGAUAUGACCAGGUGCUGCACGAGGAUGAGACCACGAACCGCAUGCACGAGUCUCUGAAGCUCUUUGACUCCAUCUGUAACAACAAGUGGUUUAAGGACACCUCCAUCAUCCUCUUCCUCAACAAGAAGGACCUGUUUGAGAACAAGAUCACAAAGUCUCCUCUGUCCAUCUGCUUCCCCGAGUAUACUGGUCCCGACACUUACGUGGAAGGAAUCGCGUACAUUAAAUCUCAAUACGAACUCAAGAACAAGUCUCCAAACAAAGAGGUCUACUCCCACGUCACCUGCGCUACCGACACCAAUAAUAUACAGUUUGUGUUUGAUGCCGUUACCGACGUCAUCAUAGCCAAUAAUCUGAGGGGGUGUGGCCUGUAUUGAUGAUGUAACCCAGCUUCAGCCAAUCAGGUUACUUGUGUUUAAGGGGUCCAUGUUUGUUUAUGAUACAGUUUGUGUUGCCUGACGUCCCACUCAGACUGCUGUGUCCAGUUGAUACUUUGCAGUUACAUCACGCUGGGGUUGUUCUACAUGUAUCUCUUUUGGCAGAAUGUACAGCAGCUACCACAGAGACACAACGCACACGUUAGCAAGCACUGCCAAUUUUUUGUCUUUAAUAGUCUGGAAACUCAAGAAAAAAUACAAAAUGGAUUUAAAUAACACAUUUUCAGGAGCCUAUGAGUGAUAAAAGUGUUCACGGUCCUGUAUAGGUGUUUGAUUUUCAGCAAAAAGGUGAGAGCGACUUAUUGAAAACUGUUGUGCACAAAUGAGCUCACAUGCUCACAACCAAGUCAGCUCUUUCUGGUCAGAUUGUGUUAAAAUAAAGCUCAGAUUAAAGAGUGACUUGAGUAGCAGAGCUUCAGACAGAGUAGUGCCUCCAGUUAGCAUCACACCCCCAGAGAACUUAGUUGACGUCACCUGCAAAGUAUCAAUAUAAUGUUUUACAGUGCCUGGAGGUCAAGGAAGUUUCUGUAUUCCCCUUUUAGACAUUUAUUUUAUUAUUACACUUAAUUUAUUGAUUUUAAAAUUCAUCUACCCCAAGUAGAUAUGUGGUUUUGUAAUGUAAGAAUUAUCAAAAAUGAACAAAAUAGAUAGAAAAAAGAAAAAAACUGUAAAGUAUAAAACAAAUUGUAAUUUAAUAAUGACUAUGGUUCAGUAGAUCUUAUCCAAAUACAUACAGAUUACAUUGCAUUAAAAAAAAAAAAAAAAAAAAACUUUAAAACUCAUUAUCAAAGCUACAGACUGUUCUUAAGCAGCUCGUGUUUGUACUCUAUUUUAUCUCUCCCGCCUUGAGGAAUUUAUCUAAUAUCUCACGACUCUGAACCAAUGGAACAAGCAGAUUAUCAGAUGUACUGUGACAAGUGAUAAUCCUGUGUAAUUUAUUCAUGGAGUCAGGUGUCUUUCUUAUUUAGCAUUUUGUUACAUUAAUUAUGCGAAUUCUUGCACUCCAUUGGAAGAAGUCAGUUCACGUUGUAUCGUUUGACAGAAAUAGCCACAGUUUUUUUGUCUCAUAAGAAAGAAAUCGUUCAUUGUAUUAUUUUAUUUGCCUUAAUUGAUUUUCUAUAGGUGCACUAUGUAACUUUUUGGUUGGAGGUCUGUCACCUGCUUGUUUUUGUAGAUAUGUCAUCGCUCUGCCUGAAAUGUUCCACAGUAUGACAUUACACAGCUCUGCCUUACAUUUAUUCAAUUACCGGUGGUUUUAUAGCUCAGAAAUACCUAGAAAAAUUGACAUUCUGACUGUGAGCGGGGUCACUUUUCCACAGAUCUAACCUGUAACUUGGUCUGGUUUGGUCUUCAAGAAGAUAGAAAGGUUUAAUACCAUACUGUGAAACAUUUCAGACAAAGAAAUAACAGCUCCAUGGAGAAAAGCAUUUGACUGACCCUCCACUUGAAAAAUUACACAAUGCACAUUUAAUUAUGCAAAUUCAUGCACUCCAGGUCAUGUUAUAUCUUUUGACAGAAAUGUGCCACAGUUUUAUUGUCUCAUAGGAAAGAAAGAAUUCACUGUAUUAUUUUAUUUCCCUUAAUCGAUUUUUUAAGCUGUCGCGCUGCACUACGCUAAUCCACAACACAUCACUCAAAUGCGCACUGCAAAAGUAUUGAUUUCAUUGAGGCCAUGGCAUGUUUGUUUAUAAUCAGCACUGAACUGUCAGGUCUGAGCCUUUUGUUACAGAUAAAGUGCGGAGGUUUUUGCUGAGUGAGGGUUUUGCGAUGAGUGGAGGCGGCAGAGUGGUGAUGUCGUGCCCAGAAGAUAUGAGCCGUGUUCGCUUUGAGAGGCAUGUAUUCCCAUAUGGAGCUGUCUGUCAGUGGUUAGAUUAGCCUGUACUGUGUCAAACUGGACAGACCACAAGAAAUACGACCUUAUACUAAAGUGUUGGCCGUUUAAGCAGCUUUAUCUCAAAUGGACGUUUAUUUGACAUAUUGAUAUUUUCAGAUGUUAAAUUCUUGGCAGCAACAACGACAACGAAAGCAUUAGUUUUUGGCAUGAUUCUGGAGAACUGUAUAUUAAAGGGCCUAUAUUACACUAUGUUCUGGUCUAUGGUAUAAUGUUAUUUCCUUAUGACAAACAUACCUGACGUUGUGUUUUAUUUCAUUCACACAUUUAACACACAAACCCUGCACAUUUUACCUUUAGUUCUCUACUGAACUAGCAUCACAAGACUGAACAGAGCAUUUUGACCUUUGGAGAUGUAGACAGACUAAUAAUACAUGAUUACUCAAACAUGUGUGAAUGAAAGAAAAUACAACUCCAGGUCUGUUUUUGAGGAAGCAACAGCACUCACAAGAGUCAAUUUUGUGUAAUAUAGGACCUUUUUUAAACUCUUGGCAGUAUAAAGGCAAACAAAUAAAGCAUACGUUUUUACCAUGAUUCUGGAAAAUUAAAUCUGGUGUCCUAUUUUUAUAAAAGAAAGGAACUAUCUUAUUUCUUUUUCUGAAUUUAAACACGUAGAUGACAUCAUGCAUGCCUCUCCAUAGACAUAUAAUUAGAAUGCCUAUGUGCCUAUCUACCACAUCUGUGAAGCCCAGGCCUGCCGUGAGCUCAUCUCUGAACACAUGCAAAUUGUGUUUGGCUCGUAUAUGGAAACCCUGUGCAGAGCGUUCUCGAGAGCCCAGUGUCUGUGUGGCGUGUUGAGCGAGAGGCAGAGCUGGCCCAUGGGUGUUGUGAGGGAGUCUGUAUCUGCGGAUUAAUUACCCGGAAGGCACCUGUCUACCCUUUUGCACACGUGUUGUAGACAGUCUGAUGCCCCCAUGGGAUUUCAAAAUGUCACAUCACCUUACUUAUCACUGCCAAAUACUACAGUCCCCUCAGUUCAAAUGAGACUCGCUCAUUUUUCAUAGCUUCUUUUUAUAGUUAUUUGAAUAAACAUUAGUAUUCUAUCCAGGUGCUUGCUUUUCAUUUGUCAGACUAAUUCGAAGGUUUCAGUUUGUGUGGAUUUUGAUUUGAAAAUGUAAUUUGUGUAGCUCUGUCAGGAUAAAGUAUCAAUCAUCCUUUUCCUUGUAUUGAAGUAGAUGUUCUUGCACUAUAAAUUUAUAUAUUUAUUGCGAUGAGUUUCUUAAUGAAAAAGCCACUGACAUAAGCCUUUGCCAGUGCUUAACCUGUUCUCUGAUCGAGGUGCUUUAUAAGUUUUGAUGUUGUAGUGUUGGUAUGAGUAGAAUUGUGCAGUAUCUCCUGUAUAGCGUUUACAAGCUCCAAUUCCCAGUGAGAUUAAAGAAGAAGCCUGCAUCUGUAUUUGCCCUCAGGUGCUCACGGCAGCACAGUGGGCUAGCUUUGUCUUCCAACGUGUUUCAUGACCACAGUAACCCUGCGGCUCAUAUCAGGCUUCAUUAUUCUGUUGUACACAUUGUGCUUAAGAUGGAGCUGUUACACUAAGAUGCAUUUCAAAGUGCAUUAGUCUUGUGAUUAAUCAAAUGAUGUUAGCCCUGAGAUAUUAUUUAACCUUGGUUAUGCUUAUUUAGUUUUCAGCCAAAUAGUUUACACAAUUUGUAACCCCUGGAAAAGAAACUUUUAUGUAUUUAAAUGUUUUAGGUGAUUUUAAAAAAUGUGCAGUUAUAGGUGAAUUUGUUCAUUUUAAGUUGCGUGUCAAUAUACUACACAGUGUUUCCUUCCUUUAUUUGUGUUAAUGCAAACAAUUUGGGGAAACUGUAAAUCUGUAGUUGUCAGUGCAGUCAAUUUUAACUCUAUAUUCUAGAUACUGGUGUAUUGUGUCUAUUAUUAAUUAACUGCCGAAGUCGAUCUCACAGCAUCAUUAUAAUAUUUGAUUUUUUGUCAAAGUAGAAGCCCCUCUAACAUGUUUUCCAUUUUAUCCAGACGCUUGAGUGUGUAUAUUGAUGCACUGGUGGAGUAGCCUCGCACUUCCCUUCUGUAAUUUCUCAUAGAGAUGGAUGGAGUUAGAACUGCCGUGAGGCCGUUACUGUUGUAUGCAAAAAGAUCUGUAAAAGUACAUAGGGUAUUUAAAUUCAAGAAUCACACUACAGAGUUUCAUUUGUCCUGUGUGAUUAUAGUAGUAAAUCUGAACCCGAGUUAUAUAGUUGUGUAAGACUUUCAAUAACUUUUUGCCUGUAAUGUCAGAUAAAGUAAAAAGGGGAAGUAGAGCCAAGUAACCGUUGUUAUAACAGAGACAGAGCCCUUCUAUCUUUUACUUCUCUAAAGCCGGCUGUCUGACAGGAGGAUCACAGGCUUCUCUCUUCCUGAAUACUUCUUUAUUCCAGGGAAAUUCUCUAUAUCCAUGUCCAUAAUUCUCUAAAACUACCAAAACUGUGUCUUACUUUUGCCAGAAAAUAUAAAAAAAAUUGUGCUGUUCUAGGCGUUUUAACUAAAGAUAAUCUAAUACUGAAGUACUAGCAAUGAAAAUCAAUACCUUUUGUGCACAACCAGACCAAAUACUGCGCUUUGCCCAAUAUUUUAUUCUGCCAAAGUGUUUAUUUUUUUCCCCUGCCACCAAAUUAUAAUCUGACCUGUGUAUCUCUGCAAAAACAUUCAGAAAGUAGGUGGAUCAUUUAUAAUGCAUGCUACUCCCACUGUCAGCCUAUUCUACGGCAUCCAGUGCUCCAGAUGGGUAACACUUAAGGCAGUAUUCUCUACAUGCUUUUCUUAGUAUGAACGCUAUACACAAUUUAAAAUGCCAUAGGUGCCUUGCUUGGUUAAAGGGCCUAUAUUACGCUGAUCUAUGCUAUAAAGAAGUUUCUUCAUCGCAAACAUACCCGGAGUUGUGUUUUGUUUCAUUCACAUGUUCAACACACAAAUCCUGCAUAUUUAGGCUGAGUUAUUCUCUCAAACUGAAAACACUUUUACUAGAAUCAUUUGGAUGAUUUCAGUCGAAAGGUACCUGUUAACUUGAAAACUACAAGGUGGAAGAGCAUUUUGAGCUUUGAAAAUGUAGACAGACUAAUAACAAAAUGUUACUCAAAUGAAACAAAACACAGCUCCAGGUAUGUUUUUGAGGAGGUAACAAAAUUCUAACUUGACUUAAAGCUCACAAGAGUCGAUUUUGCGUAAUGUAGAACCUGUAAAAACAAAAACAAAAAUCUUAAAAUAGAAAUAAAAAAUACAUUCUAUAACAGAUCUGCAAUUAUUAAUCAUGAUGUCCUUUGUAGAGUUAUAUUGUUGUUGCAUACGGGAAGGUGUAAGCCUCCAGGCACAAACAGGACCAUAAUGAACUGGUGUCAGAGUGAAAAGCCCGAGUGUAGAAACCAUUGCUUUCAUUAACUCUCUAUUGCAGGUACAAUCCCUCAGAUUUUAGACGUACGUGUCAGUAGGAGCCAUCUUAGUUUUGUCCAUACUGUACAUAUGUGUGUAAAAGGGGAGGGGUGUAUUUGAGCACUGUACACUGUUUCUGCCUCAUUGCUGUGAUAAUUUAUUAAGAUGUAUUUAUAUUGAAACAACAAUAAAGUACACACAUGCAAAGACCUA
Messenger RNA from Boleophthalmus pectinirostris (great blue-spotted mudskipper), 7105 nucleotides. It is a transcript of the gene gnao1a, whose product is annotated as guanine nucleotide binding protein (G protein), alpha activating activity polypeptide O, a. Gene Ontology annotation, molecular function: GTPase activity; mu-type opioid receptor binding; corticotropin-releasing hormone receptor 1 binding. The record is from RefSeq and is a predicted model, not a curated record. Gene Ontology annotation, biological process: G protein-coupled dopamine receptor signaling pathway; adenylate cyclase-modulating G protein-coupled receptor signaling pathway. The coding region runs from base 514 to 1578 and encodes 354 amino acids. Gene Ontology annotation, cellular component: heterotrimeric G-protein complex. The transcript is spliced from 8 exons. Lineage: Eukaryota; Metazoa; Chordata; Actinopteri; Gobiiformes; Gobiidae.